AGGAUAAUAUUCUCCUGCAUAUUCAGCAUAUGAACAGCAUAUUCUCCAACAUGCUGUUCAGCAACACUGAAUUUACUGGAAACACAACCAAUGCUGCGUGGCAUCUUGGUCUAUUUCAGCUGAAGUCAUUUUGAAGAGUACAAGUCACUGAAGGAAUGGCCUUAUGUCUGAAAACCUUGACCAUCUUUGCCCUUGUAGUGAUUGUGCUUAUUUUGGAAACAAGGAACCAUAACUUUCAGUUUCACUUUCCUGCUCUGGAUUAUCUGGUGCAGGAAGAAGAACAAAUUCUUCCUCACAUACGGCAGGAAAGAAGUGUACUUUCAGACCCCAGGAUUUACUCUGCAAACAUUUUAUUAAAUGCAUCGAACGUGGAAACCUAUGAGCAGCUGCUGUCAACCCUGAACACCACCAGUUAUCCUCUCCAGCUUGAUAACACCACAGAGAUCCAGGAUAUUACUGUUACAACAGUUUGUGUCUCCACUGAAACUGGUUUCCAGUGUGAGUGUGAAGAGCAGUUUGCUUGGCCGUACAGCACCUGCAUCGCAUAUGGAGCUUGUGAUUCCAUAUCCAGYGGCGUCUGCAAAUGCAUCUCAGCGAUUCCAGCUGAUGGCUCUUCCUGUCAGCUGAUCUCAGAGCUGCUGGUUCAAACUGAAUAUGUGAUCGAUCUGGAGCUGAAUUUAACGGACAUCGCAACAGUGGACUUCCUUAGACGUCUCCUGAGUAAUAGCAGCGAUUUUCUAACCCAGAGUCCAACAGUGAAUGUCACACAGCUUGACCUCUCUACAGUUUGUUCUCCAAUCAGUGGUGAUUACCAGUGCAGAUGUGAGGAUCAGUAUCAGCUGCUGGUUCAAACUGAAUAUGUGAUCGAUCUGGAGCUGAAUUUAACGGACAUCGCAAUAGUGGACUUCCUUAGACGCCUCCUGAGUAAUAGCAGCGAUUUUCUAACCCAGAGUCCAACAGUGAAUGUCACACAACUUGACCUCUCUACAG
Poecilia reticulata (guppy) is the source of this 990-nucleotide messenger RNA. NCBI's taxonomy places the organism in Eukaryota, Metazoa, Chordata, Actinopteri, Cyprinodontiformes, Poeciliidae. The record is from RefSeq and is a predicted model, not a curated record.